AUGUACGAGAGACAACGCUGCGAAUUUCGUGUGAUUUUGCAGAAGCGUGCGCGACGCCUUCAAGAACGAAAAGUUGAUACUCUUCAAAGAAAUAAAGAAUUGUUUCAGAAACAUAUCACAAAUCUGGAAGAGUUGGCCAGAAAUCUUGGUUGCUCAGACGAAUCCAUCAGGGACUGCAAACCUCGUUUUGUGUAUCAUUCGAAGGAGCAAACCCAAAAUGCCUUGAAAUCAAUUGCCGCCUUGACGACUGGUUUUAUGGGCGGACUUGUUGGGGCUCCGUUUGUCCAGAAGGAGUCCAUAACUCGGUUCACUGCCAACAGCCUCCCUUCGCACAAUGCCAAUCAGGUCUCACAAUCAUCCUUAGCCGCAGGCGACACCUGCUCCUCUGGUGCUUAUGACUCCUUGAAUAGCUGCAAGGGGAUGCUGACAUCGCUCACUCACGAAGAUGCCGCUUCCAGCCCGGGCAGCCUAAAUUCCCUCCCCACUUCAAAUCGGAAGGAAUUAAUGAUGCGCAGCCAGGCCGAAAAUCUGGUCCGCAACGUACUGUUGCAUCAACUUAGCAACGCAAUUGAGGAGAGCGAGGCGGCCAUUUACCACCAGCAUGGCUUCUCACCGAGACGCAAGAAUAGCGGACCGGAGCGACCCCAAAGAAGCCUCCUCAAAGAUCUUUUCGGCGGUGCCUAUCGCAAGCGGGUUUCCUUUGAAGGACGGAAGGAAAGGGGGAAAAGCUUAGAUCUUGGAUUCGCACCAUUAAACAGCCGCCGUCGACAAACCCUUGGUCCAUUGAACAAGCUUAACAUCCACCUUUCUCGCCGAGGUCUCGCAAACCAACUUUACCAGAAGCAUAAUCAGGUGACCAACGCGGCCUUUGACACUGACGAGUCCGAAUCCGCCUCUAUCCGCUUCAGCCUACCAUGUCAACGCGUUUUAACGCUAUCAGAAGAGGGUGGAACCCAAUCCACAGAUAGCUCCCAGCCUCCUCUUCCCACAACUCCCAUCCUCCAGAUCAACGAAGUCGAUCCUCACAACAAAAAUGCGGACGAUAGUGAUGAGGACAAUUGCGGAGACAUAGGUGAUAAUGAAAGUGUGGAAGGAAACAGUAGUAAUGGUAGGGGUUUUGACGCGUAUGCCGAAGGGAAAACAAAAAUUAAACGCCGAAGAAGGAGGAAACGAACUUCCGAAGCCAUUUGCUUUUGUCGAUCCUUCGAAGGUCUCCCGGGGAAGGCGGCGUCUGUCAACGGUAUGCAUGGAUUGACACGCAGAAACUCCUACUGCCACAUGCAGCUGAUGCCGCCAGACAAACAACAGCUCCUCCUACCUGAGAGAAAGGCACGUAGCGAAAAUGGCAGCCAACUUACCAUUGUGCGAACUUCCAGCGAACGGAGGUUCUAUGUCAGCCCAGUGGGUAGUAUUUUUGAAGUUAUUUAA
Hydatigera taeniaeformis is the source of this 1428-nucleotide messenger RNA. NCBI's taxonomy places the organism in Eukaryota, Metazoa, Platyhelminthes, Cestoda, Cyclophyllidea, Taeniidae. The record is from the annotation of a GenBank genome assembly.